This is a messenger RNA of Sungouiella intermedia, 1107 nucleotides long. NCBI's taxonomy places the organism in Eukaryota, Fungi, Ascomycota, Pichiomycetes, Serinales, Metschnikowiaceae. The record is from the annotation of a GenBank genome assembly.
AUGGUUUCCAUCACAGAACAAACCGCCAUUUUGGCCAAGUACCUUGAUUUGGACCAAAGAGGUAAGAUCCUCGCCGAAUAUGUCUGGAUAGACUCUGAAGGUCAGACCAGAUCCAAGUGUAAGACUUUGGAUAAGAAGCCAUCUUCUGUGGAGGACUUGCCAGAGUGGAACUUUGACGGUUCUUCUACUGGACAGGCUCCAGGCCACGACUCGGACGUGUACCUCCGUCCAGUUGCUUUCUACCCAGACCCAUUCAGAAAGGGCGACAACAUUAUUGUUUUGACUGAAUGUUGGAACAACGACGGUACCCCAAACAAAUUCAACCACAGACACGAGUGUGCCAAGUUGAUGAGCGCUCACUCCGAUGAGGAGGUCUGGUUCGGUUUGGAGCAAGAGUACACCUUGUUUGACCAAUACGACCAGGUUUACGCUUGGCCAAAGGGAGGUUUCCCAGCUCCUCAGGGUCCAUACUACUGUGGUGUUGGUACUGGUAAGGUCUACGCCAGAGAUGUUAUUGAGGCCCACUACAGAGCAUGCUUGCACUCUGGUAUCAACAUUUCCGGUAUCAACGCCGAGGUUAUGCCAUCUCAAUGGGAGUUCCAGGUUGGACCUUGCGAGGGCAUUGCCAUGGGUGAUGAGUUGUGGAUGGCUCGUUACCUUUUGCUGAGAGUCGCUGAGGAGUUCGGUGUUAAGAUCUCCUUCCACCCUAAGCCAUUGGCUGGAGACUGGAACGGUGCUGGUUGCCACACGAAUGUCUCCACCAAGAACAUGAGAGUCGAGGGUGGUAUGAAGUACAUCGAGGAUGCCUUGGGCAAGUUGGCCAAGAGACACAAGGAGCACUUGGCUCUUUAUGGUUCCGAUAACGACAUGAGAUUGACUGGUCGUCACGAGACUGCCUCCAUGGAUGCUUUCUCCUCCGGUGUUGCCAACAGAGGUGCCUCUGUGAGAAUCCCAAGAUCUGUUGCCAAGGAGGGCUACGGCUACUUUGAGGACAGAAGACCUGCCUCCAACAUUGACCCAUACUUGGUCACUGGUAUCAUGGUUGAGACCAUCUGCGGUGCCAUCCCAGAUGCCGACAUGUUCAAGGAGUUUGCCAGAGAGACCGAG